AUGAGGAUGGACGGCAUAUCGCAGACUAGCGAUGGCAGCCAGAAAGCCGUCACCAGAACGCCCUCGUCUUCAUCCUUGGGCACAGACUCUACAAAGUUUGAUGCCUCCAUGGAUGUCCUGGGCGACGACGCCAACCGAGAGACAGAAAAGCUACAAUCUAAGAAGAGGGAUUGGCGGAACGAAUUCCAACAUCUUGUCCUUCAAGGAAUCGAUAAGCAUCAAUUGUAUUAG
Messenger RNA from Penicillium cosmopolitanum, 231 nucleotides. RefSeq lists its product as uncharacterized. The coding region runs from base 1 to 231 and encodes 76 amino acids. The record is from RefSeq and is a predicted model, not a curated record. Lineage: Eukaryota; Fungi; Ascomycota; Eurotiomycetes; Eurotiales; Aspergillaceae. The transcript has 2 exons.